Molecule: messenger RNA, 3044 nt
Organism: Dioscorea cayenensis subsp. rotundata (Guinea yam)
Lineage: Eukaryota; Viridiplantae; Streptophyta; Magnoliopsida; Dioscoreales; Dioscoreaceae
Product: anaphase-promoting complex subunit 5
Exons: 20
Coding region: 106-2946 (946 amino acids)
Biological process (GO): protein K11-linked ubiquitination; anaphase-promoting complex-dependent catabolic process; positive regulation of mitotic metaphase/anaphase transition
Cellular component (GO): anaphase-promoting complex
Molecular function (GO): protein binding
Source: RefSeq, a predicted model, not a curated record
UUCCAAAUUCAUUCUGUCCUAAACCCUCGUCCCAUUCCUUGAAACCCUCUCCGUUAAACCCCCUCGCAGCCUCGUUCUCCGAUCACCGGCGUCCGCCGCGCGAGAAUGAGCCGUUCCAUGGCGCCCGCCGGCGGUGCAAGCACCGGAGGCGGAGGAAACACGGCGGCCAGAGGAGGCGGAAGCAGCGCGCACGGGGUGUUCGACAUAACGCCGCAUAAGAUCGCAGUGUGCCAGUUGAUCCAGGUCUUCGCCCCGCCCGCGCAGCACUCCGUUCCUUUCCCCUUCCAGUCCGUCCCCCACCACAACCGCCUCGGCCUCUUCCUCUUCUCCCUCACAAGGUCUUGUGAUGAUUUCUUGGAGCCUCCUUUGGAAGAACUUUUAAAUCAACUUAAGACAGUGGGUGGCUCAGUUGAUGAUUGGUUGAGUGAUCAGCUGAUUAGCAGUAUGGCGGCACUAUCUUCUCCAGAUGAUUUGUUCAAUUUCUUUGAUAAGCUGCGAGGAGUGCUUGCACCACCUGAAGGUGCUAAUGUGGAGGAUGAUCAAAUAUUUUUGGAUCCUAACAGCCACUUGGGUGUCUAUUUACGCUGUUGUAUGUUGGCAUUUAAUCUUUUAUCAUUUGAGGGAGUUUGUCAUCUAUUAACCAAUAUAGCGGUGUAUUGCAACCUAAAUGACUCUACGUAUGAGUUGCCUGAGGAAGAUGAUUACAACGAUGAGCAAGAAUUUCAUGAUCUGCUAGGUGAUGCGGACAUGGACCUUGAUACUACUACCGCUCUUUAUCAGAAAUAUAGGCAUGAAUCUGGAGUUGAAGCACAUGUUGGAGAAAGCUCUGUUCUGCAUCUUUCUCCACAGAGACCUAUGUAUGGUUUUCUAGAAGAUAUCCAGGCUUCAGCUAAUCCUAAGCUCAAAACAAGCUUUGUUGGUGCUGAGACCAGUGAGUUUGUUUCCUUGCGAGAAAAUGCAAUGAGAAAUGAUGAUCAUCAAGGUUUUUUACGCUCUAAGUGUCAAAUAGAGGGGUAUCUGAAUAUGCAAGCUGAUUUUCUGGAGAGAGAUGCUGGAUUGUUUCCUUUAAAUUAUUUCAAUGCAAUUUUGAAGCAGCUUAGAAAGUUGGCUCCAGAGUUGCAUCGUGUAAAAUAUUUGCAGUACUUGAAUGGUGUUCAUCAUAAAGAUUACCUUACAGCUAUGGAUAACCUUCACUGUUAUUUUGAUUAUAGUGCAGGGAUGGAAGGACUUUUUAGCCGCUCAUCUUCUUCACAGCUUGAUAUUAAUGUUGGUAGGUAUGAGACUGCUUUGUUGUGCCUCGGCACUAUGCAUUGUCAUCUUGGGCAUUCUAAGAAAGCUCUGGAGGCUCUAACUGAAGCAGUGAGGAUUUCUCAGCAGAAUACUGAUGAUUCCUGCCUGGCUUACACGUUAGCAGCUAUUUGCAAUCUUUUAUCUGAAAUAGGCCUUUCAAAUACGACGGGGAUAAUUGGAUCUCCGUAUUCACUUGGGUCUUCUACAGGCUUUGGUACUCCAAUGUCAAUUCAGCAGCAAUUACUUGUACUCUUGAAAAGGUCUUUAAAGAGGGCAGACAGUUUGAGGCUUCUUGGUCUUGUGGCUUUUAACAGACUUGCACUUGCAAAAUUUGAUAUUAAGCACGUGAAGAGACCAUUGCUAUCCUUUGGUCCCAAGACUUCUACAAAGCUAAGAACAUGUCCAGUAAAUGUCUGCAAGGAGCUUAGAUUAAGUUCUCACGUCCUGAGUCAAUUUGGGUCAGAAGGAGUUCAGCAGCCAUUUGAUGAUGUUGCUUUUAGCACGUCAUGGCUGAAAAACCUUGCUGCUGUCACUGCACCAUGGUUGAAGAGUUCCAGGAAAUCAAAUAUCACCUACACGAAUGAUUAUGAUGUAUUCCAUUACAAUGCACAGCCAAAUCCAAUUCCUGGAAGUUUUCUACAAUUGGCUGGUGCAUCAUAUUUGCUUAGAGCUACUUCCUGGGAGCUGUACGGCAGUUCUCCACUUGUACGGAUAAAUGCAUUGGUCUAUGCAACCUGCUUUGCUGAUGCAGCCAGCUCAGCAGAGAUGUCUCUAGCAUUUGUGAAGCUUAUCCAGCAUCUUGCAGUAUAUAAGGGAUAUAAAGAAGCUUUGGGUGCUCUUAAACUUGCUGAAGAGAAGUUCUCAUGUUUGUCAAACUCUCGGCUACAAAUGCUAAAGCUACACUUGUUGCAUGAGCGUGCUCUACAUAGAGGACAACUCAAAGUGGCUCAACAAUUGUGUGAUGAGUUUGAGAUGCUGGCCUCGCCAGUCAUUGGAGUUGACAUGGAGCUUAAAAUUGAGGCAAGGCUUCGGCAUGCCCAUACUCUACUUGCUGCUGACCAGUUUAGUCAGGCAGCUGCUGUAGCGCACACUCUUUUCUGCGAAUGCUAUAAAUUCAAAAUGCAAGUUGAGAAUGCUACUGUGCUUCUAUUACUUGCUGAAAUACACAAGAAAUCAGGAAAUGCUGUUCUGGGGCUCCCCUAUGCAUUAGCAAGUCUUUCGUUUUGUCAGUCAUUUAACUUGGAUCUGCUCGAAUCAUCGGCUACUCUGACUAUUGCUGAACUCUGGCUCUCUCUGGGCUCAAUUCAUGCGAAGAGAGCAUUAAGUCUUGUAUGUCGAACUCUUCCAAUGAUUCUUGGUCAUGGAGGACUAGAGCUACGCGCACGAGCACACAUAGCCUUUGCGAAAUGCCAUUUAUCCGACCCAACUUUUUCAAUUUCCGAAGAUCCUUCUGUUGUGUUGGAUCCCCUGAGUCAAGCUGCAGAGGAGCUUGAAAUUUUGGAGUAUCACAAAUUAUCGGCCGAAGCAUUUUAUUUGAUGGCUAUUGUUUACGACAAACUCGGGCAACUGGAAAAUAGAGAGGAUGCUGCAGCUGCUUUCAUGAAGCAUCUGAUUGCUCUUGAAAACCCUGAAGAUGGUGAUGAUCUUAAUCGAUAGCUGUGGAAUUUAGAGAACAUUUCAUUUCACUGCUGAUAACUUAAAAUACUUGUGGAGAUGGCCUUGUAACUUUUUAUUUUAGUAUUUAUUUCUCUGUC